Messenger RNA from Camellia sinensis, 2152 nucleotides. Its product is annotated as protein NUCLEAR FUSION DEFECTIVE 4. Gene Ontology annotation, cellular component: membrane. The record is from RefSeq and is a predicted model, not a curated record. Lineage: Eukaryota; Viridiplantae; Streptophyta; Magnoliopsida; Ericales; Theaceae.
ACACUCUUUUAAGACCAAAAGCAAAGAGAGAAAAAAAAAAAAAAAAAUUCACUCUCAACUCAACCAAAACAAAUAGAAACAAAAAUGGUGUUAGCCGGCGGUGGUGGUUCAGCCAGCACCAUGAAAUCCCUACCCCUCCAAAUCCUAACAGGGCGGUGGUUCAUGGUAUUCGCCUCCCUCCUCAUCAUGUCCGCCGCCGGAGCCACCUACAUGUUCGGACUCUACUCCGCCGAAAUCAAAUCCUCCUUAGGAUACGACCAAACCACCCUCAACCUCCUCAGCUUCUUCAAAGACGUCGGCGCCAACGUCGGCAUCCUCUCGGGCCUCAUCAACGAGGUCACUCCUCCCUGGGUCGUCCUCUCCAUCGGUGCCGUUCUCAAUUUCUUCGGCUACUUCAUGAUUUGGCUCUCUGUCACCAAAAAAAUCUCCACUCCCAAAAUCUGGCAAAUGUGUCUCUACAUUUGCAUCGGCGCCAAUUCCCAAUCCUUCGCCAACACCGGCGCUCUAGUCACCCUUGUCAAGAACUUUCCCGAGAGCCGCGGCGUUGUUUUGGGCCUCCUCAAGGGGUUCGUUGGGUUGAGCGGAGCGAUUAUCACUCAGCUCUACCUUGGUGUCUAUGGAGACAACUUGAAAUCGUUGAUUUUACUUAUUGGUUGGCUUCCAGCGGUGAUUUCGUUUGCCUUUUUACGAACGAUUCGGAUCAUGAAAGUGGUUAAACACCCGAAUGAGUUAAAAGUUUUUUAUAACUUUCUUUAUAUUUCGCUAGGGUUAGCCGGGUUUUUAAUGAUUAUGAUUAUUUUCCAGAAAAGGUUUAACUUUACGCAGAGCGAGAACCGUGGCAGUGCUGCCGCCGUAGUCGUUCUGCUGUGUUUACCGCUCGCGGUAGUUAUAAAAGAAGAGUAUAGUAUUUGGAAGAGCAAACAAGAAGCCCAACUCCAACUCCAACUCCAACCACCAUCCAUUGAUUUGAAAAUCGUAACCGAAAAUCAAAAUACAGAAACAAUUUUGCCACCAUCGGCGACCAGUAAUGGUGGUGAAGAAGUACUAGUACUGCCAACAUCACAAAAACAGGCUGAUUCUGAUUCAGUUUCCUGUUGGAGAACCAUAUUCCAGCCACCGAACAGAGGCGAUGACUACACAAUCCUCCAAGCGCUCUUCAGCAUCGACAUGCUGAUCCUCUUCUUCGCCACCAUCUGCGGCGUCGGAGGAACUUUAACAGCCAUCGACAACCUCGGUCAGAUCGGAGCUUCGCUCGGAUACCCAAAACGGAGCAUUAGUACUUUCGUAUCGCUCGUUAGCAUAUGGAAUUACCUCGGCCGAGUAGUCGCCGGGUUCGUCUCAGAAAUCUUUCUAACCAAAUACAAGUUCCCUCGCCCCCUCAUGCUCACCCUCAUCCUCUUCCUCUCUUGCCUCGGUCACCUCCUCAUCGCCUUCAACGUCCCCAGCGGCCUCUACAUUGCAUCAAUCAUAAUCGGAUUCUGUUUCGGAGCUCAAUGGCCAUUGCUGUUCGCAAUCAUAUCCGAAGUAUUUGGACUCAAAUACUACUCCACAUUAUACAAUUUUGGAUCGGUGGCGAGUCCAAUUGGAUUGUAUAUACUCAAUGUUAAGGUCACCGGGCAUUUGUACGAUAAGGAAGCUGAACGACAGGGGGCGAUCAGGAAGGCCGGGCAGGGCUUGAAUUGUGUUGGGGUGGAUUGUUUUAAGCUUUCUUUCAUUAUUAUCACCGCGGUGACGGUGUUAGGAGCUCUUGUUUCGGUGCUUUUGGUAAUCAGGACUAGGAAGUUUUAUAGGAGUGAUAUUUAUAAGAAGUUUAGGGAGGAGGCGGAGAAGGCGGAGAAGGAGAUGGCGGUGGCCGGAAAUGGGGCGGCCAGACCGGUGUCGGAGACGAAAGUGGGGUGAAGAUUGGUGGAUGUGAUAAUGGGUAGAUAGAAUGACAGAUUAGGAGGACAAAGGUAUAUACAUAGAUACACAUGUAGUGUGGUUUCUUGAAUGGCAAAACAGCCUGUUUGUGUUUACUCCUACCCAUUUUAUGUUCAAUUUUCCCAUUUUCUGGGACAGAAUCUUGUAAUACUGUACUAGUUUUAAGUCCAAAACAUAAUCAAUUAUGAUUUAAGUGGGUGAGUUAAACUGAAAAUAAUAAUUCUUGUGAUAA